UUGAUUAGCCACCGAAAUCCGAAAUCUCAUUCCUAUUCUUCUCUGCAUUGCUUAACCUUAAUCAUGAUCGACCUAAAUGAAUUUUCUUCCUUCUUCAUCACCAUCACAGCAGCAGCUUUAGCUCUGAUAUCGGCCAUAUUUAUCCUCUUACGUCUCCCAAAAUCGCCUCAGAAGGCAAAAAAAUAUCACCCAAUCGGCAGCUCUUACCUCAACCAAAUACUCAAUUUCUACAGGCUCCAUGACUUCAUGACUGACCUUUCACGCAAAAACAAAACUUACAGAUUGGCUACUUUGUUCAGAAGUGAGAUUUUCACCACUGACCCUGCAGUUGUUGAAUACAUGCUCAAAACAAACUUCCCAAACUAUGGCAAGGGAUUGUACCAAUAUAACAUUUUGACAGAUCUACUGGGUGAUGGUAUUUUCUCUGUAGACGGAGAAAAGUGGCGACAUCAAAGGAAACUAUCAAGCUAUGAAUUCUCCACCAAGAUUCUGAGGGACUUUAGCAGUGUAGUCUUUAGAACCACUGCUGUAAAGCUUGCUCGAAUAAUAUCUGAAGCUUCGGCAUCAAACCGAUCGUUAGACAUGCAAGAUCUUUUCAUGAAAGCAACCUUAGACUCUGUGUUUAAAGUCAUAUUGGGUAUAGACUUAGAUGGUUUGUCUAGAACAUAUGAGGAAGGCGCUCGAUUCACUUAUGCUUUUGAUAAAGCAAAUGCUAUUACUUCUUUUCGAUAUGCUGAUCUCUUUUGGAAGAUUAAGCGGUUCCUGAACAUUGGAUCAGAGGCUGAAUUGAGAAAGAAUAUCAAAGUCGUUGAUGAAUUUGUAUAUAAAUUAAUUAAAAGCAAAAUUGAGCGACUCAAUAAUCCACAUGAUGAUUUACAACCUGGGAAGAAAGAAGACAUUCUGUCAAGGUUUUUGGAACUGAAAGAAACCGAUCCAAAAUACUUGAGGGACAUAGUUCUCAAUUUUGUAAUUGCUGGAAAAGACACCACUGCUACCACUGUUUCUUGGUUUUUUUACUUGCUCUGUAAGCACCCUGAUAUACAAGAAAAGAUUGCAAAAGAAAUAAUAGAAGCAACCCAAGUGAGUAGUAAUUCAAGCAUUGAGGAACUUGCAGCCAGAGUAAAUGAAGAAACCCUUGACAAGAUGCACUAUCUCCACGCAGCUUUGUCUGAGACACUCAGACUCUAUCCCGCAGUUCCGGUGGAUGCGAAGGUUUGUUUUUCCAACGGCACACUGCCUGAUGGUUACAGUGUGAAAAAAGGAGAUAUGAUUGCAUAUGUACCUUAUGCAAUGGGCAGGAUGAAAGAUUUAUGGGGUAAUGAUGCAGAGGAAUUCCGACCAGAGAGAUGGCUCAGUGAAAAGGGUCACUUCCAGCCCAAGAGCUCUUUCAUCUUCACAGCCUUCCAGGGGGGUCCGAGAAUCUGUCUAGGAAAGGAUUUUGCUUACAGGCAAAUGAAAAUUUUCUCUAUGAUCCUGCUUGGAAGCUACAAAUUCAAGCUCAAUGAUGAAAGUAAACCAGUCAAGUAUAGAACUGCUCUGACUCUUCAUAUUGAAGGUGGACUCCAUCUUCGCGUCUUCCCGAGAUCAAGCCAUGACACUAUAUUUAAUGCUUAAACUUCUUCCAACUGCAUUUGGUACUUUACUAAAUCAUGAAAGUACUGAGCCAAUAAACAGUAUGUAUAAUGUUCGAUUAUUUUGUUGUGCUUGUGUAGCAUCUCUCAAUGCGAGCUCCAUUUAUCUAGUUGAAAGACAAUUCUUGGAGAAGCUUGUCCAUUUUGUAAUUUGCUUAUUGUAAUUAAGUUGUAAGUCUCAAGACAAUAAUUGGCAUUUGCCAACGUAAAUA
This is a messenger RNA of Pistacia vera, 1843 nucleotides long. Its product is annotated as cytochrome P450 704C1-like. Bases 64 to 1614 code for a protein of 516 amino acids. NCBI's taxonomy places the organism in Eukaryota, Viridiplantae, Streptophyta, Magnoliopsida, Sapindales, Anacardiaceae. The transcript has 6 exons. Gene Ontology annotation, molecular function: oxidoreductase activity, acting on paired donors, with incorporation or reduction of molecular oxygen; heme binding; iron ion binding. The record is from RefSeq and is a predicted model, not a curated record.